Hemiscyllium ocellatum (epaulette shark) is the source of this 3143-nucleotide messenger RNA. RefSeq names its product zinc finger protein 850-like. The record is from RefSeq and is a predicted model, not a curated record. The coding region runs from base 524 to 2572 and encodes 682 amino acids. NCBI's taxonomy places the organism in Eukaryota, Metazoa, Chordata, Chondrichthyes, Orectolobiformes, Hemiscylliidae. The transcript has 4 exons.
CGCGGAAGUGGCCCUGUCAGUUUGAGUGAAACUCCCACUCUUUGGGCAACUUUUCGUCCUGGGAGGGAAAGAGGGGAAAUCUAUUCACUUGUGGCAAUUGGAGUGAAUCCAGGGAGGGAGCAGGCUCGGCAAACUCAGUGUAUUUGAAGAUAGAAGUUUCAAAAUCGAUGCAUGAAGUCCUUAUGCCCGAAAUGUUGACUCUCCUGCUCUUUGGAUGCUGCCUGACCCGCUGCACUUUUCCAGUACCACACAUUUCGACACUGACUCUCCAGCAUCUGCAGUCCUCACUUUGACAUCAAUGUCUGACAGUCAUACAAUCCAUCGGGACCGGAAACAAUUUUCAACUAUGAGUCUGUGAGAAGGAGCAAAGCGUUUUGGUUCCUGUUUGAGUACGUUUUCAGCAUAAGUGGGACUGGAUGAGAGACCCUACCGUUGCAGCGCAUUGAGUGUGGGGCAUGUAGCAGCAGGAAUUGACGACAGGGAGGGGCUCAAAAAGUAUUUGUGUGCAGCUGAAGCUUUGGCCAUGGAGAAACCCGAGGAAUCCCGCCCCGUGGAGAAACAGUGGAAGUGCAGUGAUGGCGGGAAUGGCUUCCAUUUGCCGUCAGCCCUGCAGAUUCAUCGGCGCGUCCACACAGGGGACAGGCCGUUCUCCUGCCCCGAGUGCGGGAAGGGCUUUGCCCAGACCUCCGCCCUGCUGAGGCACCAGCGGGCCCACACUGGGGAGAGGCCAUUCCCCUGCCCAGAGUGCGGGAAGGCCUUCAGCAAUUGCUCUGACCUGCUGAGGCACCAGCGGUCCCACUCGGGGGAGAGGCCCUUCAGCUGCCCGAACUGCGGGAAGAGAUUUACCCAGGCCUCCCACCUCCUGAGGCACCAGCGGGCCCACACAGGGGAGAGGCCGUUCUCCUGCCCCGAGUGUGGGAAGAGAUUUACCCAGGCCUCCAACCUGCUGACCCACCGGCGGACCCACACGGGGGAGAGGCCCUUCAGCUGCCCCGAGUGUGGGAAGGCCUUCAGCAAUUUCCCCAACCUGCUGAGGCACCAGCAGGUCCACACUGGGGAGAGGCCCUUCAGCUGCCCAGAGUGUGGGAAGGCUUUCAGCGAUUCCUCUUCCCUACUGACCCACCAGCGAAUCCACAGUGGGGAGAGACCCUUCAGCUGCCCUGAGUGCGGGAAGGCCUUCAACAAUUCCUCUUCUCUGCUGACCCACCAGCGGAUCCACACUGGGGAGAGACCCUUCAGCUGCCCCGAAUGUGGGAAGGCCUUCAGCAAUUCCCCCAACCUGCUGAGGCACCAGCGGCUCCACACGGGGGAGAGGCCUUUCUGCUGCCCCGAGUGCAGGAAGGCCUUCAGCAAUUCCUCCAACCUGCUGAAGCACCAGCGGAUUCACACCGGGGAGAGGCCCUUCCGCUGCCCCGAGUGCAGGAAGGCCUUCAGCAAUUCCUCCGCCCUGCUGACCCAUUGGCGGGUCCACACGGGGGAGAGGCCGUUCAGCUGCCCCGAGUGCAGGAAGGACUUCACCCGCUCCUCCCACCUCCGGAGGCACCAGCGCAUUCACACCGGGGAGAGGCCAUUCCCCUGCACUGACUGCGGGAAGGCCUUCAGACAUUCCUCCCACCUGCUGGCCCACCAACGGGGCCACACGGGGGAAAGGCCCUUCAGCUGCCCAGAGUGCGGGAAGGCCUUCAGCACUUCCUCCACCCUGCUGAGCCACCAGCAUGUCCACACAGGAGAGAGGCCGUUCACCUGCCCUGAGUGUGGGAAGGCCUUCAGGUAUUCCUCCACGCUGCGGACCCACCGGCGUUUCCACACAGGGGAAAGGCCGUUCAGCUGCUCCGAGUGUGGGAAGGCCUUCAGGUAUUCCUCCGCCCUGCGGAGCCAUCGGCGCGUCCACACAGGGGAGAGUCCCUUCAGCUGCCCCGAGUGUGGGAAGGCCUUUACCCGCGUCUCUGCCUUGCGGAUCCACACCGGGGAGAGACCCUUUACCUGCCCCGAGUGCGGGAAGGCCUUUACCGACAUCUCCUCCCUGAUGAAGCAUCAGCGGAUCCAUACUGGGGAGAGGCCCUUUACCUGCUCUCAGUGCGGGAAGGCCUUCAGCACAUCCUCCCACCUACUGAUCCAUCAGCGUGUCCACACAGGGGAGAGACCGUACACUUGCCCUCACUGUGGGAAGGGCUUCAGGUAUUCCUCCUCCCUGCUGACCCACCAGCGGAUCCACACGGGGGAGAGGCCUUUCAGCUGCCCCGACUGUGGGAAGGCCUUUUGCGAUUCCUCCACCCUGCUGACCCACCAGCGUGUCCACACAGGGGAGAGACCGUACACCUGCCCUCAGUGCGGGAAGGGCUUCACCCGCUCCUCCCACCUGCGGAGACACCAGCGGAUCCACACGGGGGAGAGACCCUUCAGCUGCCCCGAGUGCGGGAAGGCCUUUACCGACAUCUCCUCCAUGAUGAAGCAUCAGCGGAUCCACACCGGGGAGAGACCGUACACCUGCUCUCAGUGCGGGAAGGGCUUCACCCGCUCCUCCCAACUGCGGAGCCACCAGCGAGUUCACGUGCCGUUGCAGGGGGAUUGAAGGAGUUACGGCCGAGUCCCAUUAUCGAUUGGACUAUCAACCCAGUUCCGGAGAUUCCCGGGUUUGAAUCCCCCCACGACAGAUGGCAGAAUUGGUAUUCGGUCAGAAAUGUGGAGUUUGGAAUCUAACAAUGAGACUGUUUCAGGGAGGGGUGGUGCAGGGGGGAAAGCCCCCAUCUGAUUUACUCUCUCCCUUGUUAGGGAAGGGAACCGCCAUUGUGGGAGAGGAUUCACUCAGUCAUUCCAGCUGCAUCCUUUACCCGGUUUGGCCUACACAUGACUCCAGACCCACAGCAGUCUGGUUGACUCUACACUGCCCUCCCCCCACUGGCAAAGGAGCGGGGAGAAACUUACUUGGAGACAGGGUAUGAGUUGAAAUUGCUGAGUGAGGCAAUACUUCCUCAGGGUUACGGCUGUACCAAGGAUCCAAUUACAAAGGGACAACUUGGUGCUGGCCAAUAGUAAAGGCAGUGGUGGGUGGGUAGGGACAGGGGAGGUGUGGUGUGUGCACUUUCACCUUGAGCUGUUCAAAAAGCAACUACUUUUUCUCUGCUUUUUUGCUGGGGGGAUCU